AUGGUGAAGCUAGUACAACGUAUGAGUCAACAGUUCUACUCGGGCAACACUGGCUCUCCGAUUUACAAGUGGGAGAUGUUUCACUUGGAGAAUGGCAACCCAAACACUCGUUUCAUGACCCGCAAGAACGUGAAUGAGGCCGGUAUGCAUACCGGGAUUGUCCUGAGUGCAGCAACUUGUGUUUGGCUCCCACUGAGCCAUCAAAGACUGUUUGAUUUCCUCAGCGACACAACACAUAGAAACUGGUGGGAUAUCUUGACCAAGACUAGCUCCGUGGAAACUCCCAUCUCGAUUCAAAAAGCAAAUUCCCAAAGCAACUUCUCUCUUCUUCACAUCCUUUGGUCUGGUAUGAGAGUUGUUCAAGAGUCUUGGUGUGAUACAUCGGGUGCAUACAUGGUGUACGCACCAGUGGAAACCGGGCAAAUCGCGGACGUCCUAGUGAGAGGUGCAGCUGCCGAUAAUAUCAAGAUUCUUCCCUCGGGAUUCUCGAUAUUACCAGACGGAGUGUUUGCUGGAGGAUGUCUACUCUCAUUCGGACUUCAGGUCCUGCUCUCCCAUAACCCAACCGGCGAACUCCCUCAAGCUUCUGUCAAAACUGUCGGGGAACUCAUUGAUUACACCAUUGCCAGGAUCAGAUCCGCUUUCCAUAUUUAA
Molecule: messenger RNA, 654 nt
Organism: Microthlaspi erraticum
Lineage: Eukaryota; Viridiplantae; Streptophyta; Magnoliopsida; Brassicales; Brassicaceae
Source: the annotation of a GenBank genome assembly